GUGAAUGAUUGGCCACGCCUCUGUGUGCGCGAGGAGGCAGAGGCAGGUCGGGUGGUGGAGUCUGAUUGAAGCCGUUCAGUGAAGAAACUACAGCGGGAGGAAGAGCGGUCCGUCGGCGUUACUUGCACAUUUUUGACAGAGCACUCCCUUUAAAAUGGCGUACCACAGUCCGUACAAGGCGCCGCCACAUAUCAACGCUCCUCCGGACCAGGGCUUCCUGUGGAAUAUCUUCCAGAGGGUCGACAAGGACCGGAGUGGAGUGAUAUCAGACUCAGAGCUUCAGCAGGCUUUAUCGAACGGCACAUGGACUCCUUUCAACCCAGUGACGGUACGCUCCAUCAUAUCCAUGUUCGACAGGGAAAAUAAAGGUGGAGUCAACUUCAACGAGUUCGCCGGUGUGUGGAAGUACAUCACAGACUGGCAGAACAUCUUCAGGACCUACGACAGAGACAACUCCGGCUUCAUCGAUAAGAACGAGCUCAGGCAGGCGCUAACUGGAUUCGGGUAUCGUCUAUCAGACCAGUUCUACGGCACACUGAUAGAAAAGUUCGACCGCCAGAGGAAGGGACAGGUUGCCUUUGAUGACUUCAUCCAGUGCUGUAUUGUACUACAGAGGUUGACUGACGUGUUCAGGCGGUACGACACAGACCAGGACGGCUGGAUCCAGGUUUCAUAUGAACAGUAUCUAUCCAUGGUCUUCAAUAUAGUAUAAUGCACACGGAUCACCACAGAAGAGCACAACUGGACACAACUGUGCCAAAGCUAGCGGCACCUCCCGGAUGUUUGCCAAUGGACACUACAAGAUUUUUUUAAACUUUACUUCAGGCCAAUUUAGCAAUUUCACACACAUUUAUGAAAACUAACACACUGAAACAUGAAAAACAAGACAGUAUGUCAGUUGUUUUGAGGUCCAACUACAGUGCUUGAUGCAUUUAAAAAAAUCUUGUAGUGUUAGAUGACCUAUCUGAGCUACAUCUGUGUUGGGGUUGGUUAAUCUGAAUGGACACACCUUGUCUUUCUGUCUGUCAGUCUGUCUGUUAUUGUCAAUAACCUUUUUAAUGUCUUAACUUUAAUUGAUACAAUUAAAAAAAAAGAAAAAAAAGAAGAAGAAAUCAACUCUGCUGAGAGUGAAAACGAUGCAUUGUAAAUAUGAUUUAAGAUGCAUUGCAUGCUUUUCAGGGAAAUUUAGCCCCACGUCGAAGCAUGCUUUCCCUUUCUCUUGUCUUUUCCUCAGCCCUGUUUUGCUCAAAGCCAUGUUUACAAAAACAGUGAAGGCAGGUAAUAUUCUGCUCCGAGAUUCACUGACAUGCCAGCUUACAUGCCAUAUUUGUACAAACUUAUUUUUAACAGCGAACCUUCAAAAUGUUAGAACCUAUAAUUUUUGGUAGAGGGUUAAGCAUAAUGCCUUUAGUAUGGCUUAUUUUUUGUGCAUGAUGCCUUAAAAUGUGUAAAAACGACACAAAAAGAGAAAUCUUUUAUUAAAAAAAAACUGAAAAUCCUU
Molecule: messenger RNA, 1501 nt
Organism: Acanthopagrus latus (yellowfin seabream)
Lineage: Eukaryota; Metazoa; Chordata; Actinopteri; Spariformes; Sparidae
Gene: pdcd6
Product: programmed cell death 6
Exons: 6
Coding region: 155-712 (185 amino acids)
Molecular function (GO): calcium ion binding
Source: RefSeq, a predicted model, not a curated record